Rhincodon typus (whale shark) is the source of this 2584-nucleotide messenger RNA. It is a transcript of the gene raly, whose product is annotated as RALY heterogeneous nuclear ribonucleoprotein. The record is from RefSeq and is a predicted model, not a curated record. The transcript has 9 exons. Gene Ontology annotation, molecular function: RNA binding. The coding region runs from base 388 to 1161 and encodes 257 amino acids. Gene Ontology annotation, cellular component: nucleus. NCBI's taxonomy places the organism in Eukaryota, Metazoa, Chordata, Chondrichthyes, Orectolobiformes, Rhincodontidae.
CCCACCCCCAGUCAGCCUGUUCCUCUCCUUUAUCUCAUCUCUCACUCUCUCUCCCUUUCUCCUUGCCGUUUUUUAACUCCUGAAUUUUCUUGUCUCUUUGAAGUCCUUGGAUGGUUAUUGAUGUAUAAAACAGUGUUCCUGAGAAAGGGAGAAGAAAGUAAAACCAGAUUACCAUUGAGGAAGGAGUAAGGGAUUUAGUACUGGAUAGUAACAAUCCCAGUCCAGAAGUCUUUGGAUAAAACCCUGAAGAGGUUGUUUGAAGCUGGGAAUGUUUAAACUCAGCAAUGUGAAAGCUUCAGAAGAUGGCUAUCGGGUUUUCCAGAUUGGGAGUUGAAGCUGCAGUUAACUUAAGUCUUUUGUUGUAAAAGACUUUUCUUUGACGUAAACAUGUCGACCAAACUUCAGACCAGUAACAUCACCAACAAGAAUGACCCUCGGUCAAUUAACUCCCGCGUCUUUAUUGGAAAUCUCAAUACGGCUGUGGUGAAGAAAUCCGAUGUCGAGACAAUCUUUGGUCAGUAUGGCAAGGUAGUAGGCUGCUCGGUGCACAAGGGCUAUGCCUUCGUUCAGUACACCAACGAGAGAACGGCUCGCGUGGCUGUAGCAGGAGAGAAUCGGCGCGUGCUCGCUGGGCAGACGCUCGAUAUUAAUAUGGCUGGAGAACCCAAACCCAAUAGACCCAAAGGACUGAAGAGGCCAAGUUCUGCUCUGUACAGCUCAAGUUACGAUUUUGAUUACGAUUACUUCAGAGACGAUUUCUAUGAGAGAAUGCAUGAAUACUCCAGCCGGCCGUCGCUGAUCCCCAGGGCGAUUCCAGUCAAGCGCCCGCGAGUGAUUGUACCCGUGCUACGCAGAGGGAAGUCUGGGAUCCCCAUGAAACUAAUGGCACGUUCCACAGCUGCGACAAAAAACGCCACAAAGUUAAAACUCAAAUCCAACGAGCUCCAGCGAAUUAAACUAGAACUCACCCAGAUUAAAUCUAACAUCGACUCGCUGCUGGGAAGGCUGGAGGAGAUUGCAAGGGAGAAAGUGGGUCACACAGGAAACCCAUCACAGAGCAGAAACAGAGAGAACAUUAGAAUAGAAGACUGCAAAGUGGUGGUUCCCAGCAGGUUCCGAGUAAUGGGGAGACCACAUGCAACCGAGGAGCUCGACACAUAAUUUAGAGAAAAACAAAUACAGAGUAUGCUACCUUCUGCUCAACUACACCAAGUGGAUGAGGGGACAUCUGUAAAACAUUUAGGCAUUUGAUCCUGCAUCAUUGAAGAAAGGUUCAAAAUCUGCUGGUGUGCCAUAGAAGUUGCUGCAAGAAACACCACACACUGUGGGCAAGACUGUAGGCUCACUAUCACAGCAAGACUCUCUAGGAUUUGUGACAAGUAUCAGAUUGAAAACUCACUGCUCCCACCUUCUUGAUAAGUACAAAUGUUGUCGUCAACUUUCAUCACACGAGAAUCUCUGUCACAUAUUUCAUGAAAAGAAUUCCCCUCUCCAAAAUUUUUUUCUUUUUGUCCUUCUCCCCUAAACAUUUCCAGGACACUCAGCCAACCAUUUUACCCGUGAACUAGUGUCAGAGCCACUUAAGAACUUUACCUUGUCCUGGCUCAAAUGUUCACUGCCAGGCGUGUUCAGGAACUGAACUCGCCACCCAAACCCUCGAUGAUAUUGAGACCAUUGUUGCUAGUUUAAGGCAGAAUCAUUCCACGGUUCCCUCACACCUCCACCCCACAAACCCACAACCCUGACUCCCAGGAGUUACAUUCUUACACCCAGUGGGAUAGGUCUACGAUCUAACUGCCCACCCACAUCCCACUAGGGGUGGCCAACUCUGCUCAGAUAUAUUCCUGGAGGUUUCAUCACACGACUUCCUCCAGACAUCCUGGGCCUCUCACUUUGGUCAUUGGCUGUUCAACAUCUCCGCUCUCGCAGUCCCCAUCAUCCCCACGGCCAAAUGGAAAGCAAAAAAGACAAGUGGAAGUAAUAUCCAACUGGUAACAAAACUCACAGCCCUUCUGUCUUCCUGUCCCAAAUCCUUCUGCAACCAAUAAGCAGAAGUGACCAAAAGAAAAUGACGAAUAUGUUUGAAUUAUUUUCUCUCUGGAAUGUUGUUGCUCCCGGAGAUUCCAGAGCAAUGUUGGAGAGUUGGUAACGCACAUUAUCCCCAUGAACUAGAGUAAAACUGAUGGUCCUGCUGCAGCCAAGAGGUCCUUAUCUGAUAUUUCCUUUCUGCAAAUACACUCCGUGGUAAGUUGUAUAAGCAUACACAAAGUAGGAGUAGGAGUAGGCCUUUCAGAGAUUCGAAAAUGAAAUUUCAUCCUCUGUGACAUUAAAAAUGAUUGGCAAGUUGCAAACUGCACCAUAAUCUGCAGAUCUGUUUUACCAAACUGUUUCUGUCCCUGCCUCAAUCAACUCUUCAACCUUUCAAUUCCUGCCAUUGUUCUGAAUAAGUUUAUCAUUAAUCUAUUGUGAUUUGUGAAUUGUAUCUUACUUUAUUUUUUUAAGCUGGCAGUAUUACUUUUCUUUAAAAUAUUCUUGUGUUUAAAGAAAAAGACAGAAAAUUAAACUGUGAUUGCUAUGGCAACAA